Messenger RNA from Lingula anatina, 1107 nucleotides. RefSeq names its product beta-1,4-galactosyltransferase 4. Gene Ontology annotation, molecular function: galactosyltransferase activity. The record is from RefSeq and is a predicted model, not a curated record. Gene Ontology annotation, cellular component: Golgi apparatus. Gene Ontology annotation, biological process: carbohydrate metabolic process. NCBI's taxonomy places the organism in Eukaryota, Metazoa, Brachiopoda, Lingulata, Lingulida, Lingulidae.
AAAUAUCAAUUUUUAGUGACUUUUUUGCAUAUUCCGUUUAAUACAUACUGACUAAAGAUAUACAAGAGCUUUUUCAAUUUUAGAAAGUGCAUUUGAUGUUCAACUGACACUUUUGCCAACGCUAAAUAGAACGGAGCUGUUCAAAGAGGUCGCCACCGGAGGCCUAUGGGCACCUAUGUCAUGCAAGCCUAGGGACCACGUGGCCAUCAUCAUUCCUUACCGUGACAGACAAGAACAUCUAGAUAUUCUCCUCCAAAAUCUGCACCCUUUUCUACAAAGCCAGAAGUGCCACUACCAGAUAUUUGUCGUUGAACAGGCGCUUCCAGCGCCCUAUAACCUAGGGUAUACCAGAAAUGUAGGAUUCGUCGAGGCCAGUGCCACGUUUAAUUUCACCUGCUACAUAUUUCAUGACGUGGAUAAAAUCCCUAUGAACAAUUCACUACUGUAUAGAUGUCCGCCCGACAGAGUUCUUCAUUUGGCCUCCGCUGAGGACAGGAAUCAGUACGACCUGAUGUACCCAAACUACAUUGGUGGAGUUAUUGGGACCGCCCCUGACACAUUCAAGAAGCUAAACGGGUUUCCUAAUAAUUACAUAAGAUGGGGCGGGGAGGACGACGAUUUUUUUCAAAGGAGUGUCUCUCAAAAAGUUCCCAUUGAGCAUGCCCACACACAAUUAGGAAUGUACAGGGUUUUAAACCACACGCGUCCACCUGGCUACGACAACAAGGAGAAAGGCGAUAUGAACCAGUUUGCAUCGAAGUUGUAUAAGCACUACGGGCCGUUGAUUGAUGGACUGAAUACAUUGAACUACACCCGACUAGCAACAGAGUAUCGACCAACUUACACUUGGAUCAAAUUUAAUUUUGAUCAGAAAAGCAUGAUGAAGACUGUAUGGAAAGGAAUAAUGGACGCCAAAUAUGACAAGAUGGUUAACAAUACAUACUGGGCAGUAAAUUACACACGGGCCAACGAGAUGUUUCCGAAAAUUAACAGCGAUAUCAAGCGGGAAGCACAGACCUCUACAACGAAGAAGAGAAAGAAGAAAAUCAGAGUUCGCAAAAAGAGCCGGAAAUUAUAUCGACAUUAGAUAUACAUGUAUACGUACAU